CUUCAACUCGUUCUUCACCACUCUACAGUAUGCUCAAAAUCAAUUCUGACAGCUGUGAAUUAUCCCCUUUGCGGGGUCCAUCAUGAUUUCAUUUCCAGAACUCUCAGGGAUCAAACCUUUAUCUCGUCACCACCACUCCUACUACCCUCGCUGCAAAACUGACCUCUGGAGACGCCUUCCAGGUUCCUUCUUCUCGCUUGCCUACCUGAAACCCACGAGCCGCUGCAGUCAUCCUGUUCCAGGUAUUGGCUUCUACACUAUUUGCAAUGAUGAGGUUAAACUGCCGUGUUCCAAUUCUCGGGGGCAUGUCACUAUCGCCCAGCGAAGCACGACCACCCCUGAAGCUGUCAGAAAAUCGCGACAGGCAGACACAGACAUCUUUCUAAACCCACAAGGAAAAAUCCUGGUUCUGGCCGCCUAUCAUUGCCUCGGCCUUGUUAUUCUAUUACACUGUCACUACCAUUGCUCCUGGUUCCUGACAGUACGCGUACCCAGUCGGGUAAUCAACUUUACACAUGGAGAGCCGCGGACUAUACCAAACUCAUCGCGGCAGAAGCCCAAAUGGGACGAAUCAGACAGUGACAUGGCAUCAGACCGCGCAUCUCCAGCUUCCAAAUGUUGCAAGAGGUUACCUUGUCUUUCUCGCUGGUACGAGAACACGCGCACUGCGCGCCAAUCCUGCUCAUACAAGUCAACCCCCGAGACGCUGUCAGAGCCACAAUAUAUUCCGACCGACAGUUCUUCAGUAAUAUCUGUGCUUUCACCUUUGACGAGACAGCAUCCAUCUAUUGACGCUUUGGCCUCAUUCACGCAAUAGCCCUGAAAUUGCCACUGAUCUUCCACCCGUUGUCUGGGAGAGUGAGCAAUCUAAAAGGAAUCUAUUGCCCUUCACUCUAGUUGAUCAGACGCUGUUGCCAUGAAAUUGCCGUCCAUCGACGACGAUAUCGACCAACCCACUAACGUCGAUAGACUGGUGGCGAGGUCCAGGGCUCGUCCAUUACGCCUCUCGAGGUCCAUUUUGUAUUUUAUUGUGCUCCGAACCGAGAUGAUGUUGUUUUUGUUGACCUCUGUUAUGGGCAGUCUGUUGUCGGAAAAGCACUGACUGCGGCGACUUUUGUUUUUCUCUUAUCAAGCCAGUGGAAUGACCUACGGAACGACGGACAGACUCCCUUUUCCCCUUUGGCGCCGCUUCCGAACUACUCUGACUAUCAGUCCUCCGACGAUGUCAGCAUCAGCAGAUGAUGCCAGUACGAAAAUUACUCUGAGAGGCGCAAGUCUUUGGGGGCAAAAUGAAGCGAUACUGCGUGAAUUUGCUGUUUUGCAGCCAAAUUGAAGAUCCUCUCGGUCGGACGGCUAGCAGAGUCAUGACUCCCUCACCACUUCUCUACGAGUACGAGCACACUGUUCCCAUCUCGGCGCAGCCUCCAUUGGGCGGCUCGUGUUUCACCACACGUCGCUGAUCGAACGAGCCGAAAGUUCUACUGUAGGAGAAGGCGGCACUUGCACAAACGCUGUGACCUGGCUCGCACUACUACUGUAGCCAGGCUCGGUGGGAAAAGGUGGGUUAGAUCAUUUGUACUCGUCCUUCACGCAAGAUACAUGCCUCUCGGGUCCCCACUUUCAGGUAAGAUCUACUUCAGUGUAAGUACAAUCUUGUUUGAAUGCCGGGCAGUUUCAGUCGGGUCGCAUCAGGUCACCACGGCGUGUCAAUUGUAUCAUUGAAAUGCCGACCCUUUUUCAGCCCAAGAUGUGUAACGGAAGAAUGGCUCUGUCUGCAAAUGCAAUUUCGAACACCCGGACGCAAGGAAGAACAUGACAAUGACUUUGAUGGAAUUCUAGUCGGCAUUCCUCACGGAUGCCACUCACUUCCCAAGCCCAAACGGCCAAAUCCUACAACGUUGCUUCGCUCAAUCCGGCCCAGCACAUCAGACCAUAUAGGGAGGGGGUAUAGGGGGCAUUUGCAAACUUUUUUCCGUACAGCACAUGCAUCUGGCCUCCCAUAGCUUCACCUUCUGUAUUCAACUAGAUUUCAAGCCAAAGAAGCCCAAGC
Molecule: messenger RNA, 2050 nt
Organism: Exophiala oligosperma
Lineage: Eukaryota; Fungi; Ascomycota; Eurotiomycetes; Chaetothyriales; Herpotrichiellaceae
Exons: 2
Coding region: 83-817 (244 amino acids)
Source: RefSeq, a predicted model, not a curated record